This is a messenger RNA of Ceratitis capitata (Mediterranean fruit fly), 6701 nucleotides long. Its product is annotated as HEAT repeat-containing protein 1 homolog. Gene Ontology annotation, cellular component: t-UTP complex; small-subunit processome; 90S preribosome. The transcript is spliced from 4 exons. Lineage: Eukaryota; Metazoa; Arthropoda; Insecta; Diptera; Tephritidae. The record is from RefSeq and is a predicted model, not a curated record. Gene Ontology annotation, molecular function: snoRNA binding. Bases 178 to 6612 code for a protein of 2144 amino acids. Gene Ontology annotation, biological process: maturation of SSU-rRNA from tricistronic rRNA transcript (SSU-rRNA, 5.8S rRNA, LSU-rRNA); positive regulation of transcription by RNA polymerase I.
AAUAAAACUGAACUUCUUUUUCCCCUUACGAAGGUCUAAUGGGUUAACAACAUUGUGUCAACACGUUGUUGCAUUUUGUUAUCAAUUUACUACACGCGUUUCUUUUCACUGUUUAUUAGUCGCAAGUAAAAAAGUGUUUUUUUUAUAAAAUUUAUUAAGUAAAUAAAUUGUGGAAAAAUGUCUACAUCGCUACAAGAACAAUUACAGCGUCUGGCUGUGCCACAGACCAUGGCCCUGGCCGAUUCGCGUUCGAAAGCUUCUGUGCUCUUCGAUCGCAAAGAGGCCGGUACCAAAACAAGACGCAUCAUAUUUGAGAUCGGUCUGGCUGGUUUACAGGAAUUAACAGCAAUAAAUCCCAUCUUUCAAUCAUUCGAGGCUACGUUAUUCAAUGAAUCUACUAUGGAUUUAGAACGUUCGGUGGAAGAGAAAGAUGUAAAUAAACUAUUGGAUCGCAAUAUCAAUAAAUUCCUGGAGCAUCUUUCACCUUACUUCCUUUUACGUCCGACACUUAUGUGUUUAGAGUGGUUAAUACGUCGCUUCCACAUACAAGAAUAUAAUCGCAAUGCUCUACUCGCAUUGGCUUUGCCAUAUCAUGAAACUGGUCCAUUCAUUUUAGUAUUGCAGGUGAUCCGUAUCAAACAAUCAGAUACAGAAUGGAGUUGGUUAAAACCUCUUCAGAGAUCGGGUGUCAGCGUACCCAAAACUGCAAUAAUUAAUCGUGCCGCUACUGAUGCUGCAUUCCUCAAAUUUAUCUGUCAAUCGACGUUGGAUGCCGUAAAGGAGUUGGGCACUCGUGCCAACUCGCUGCAGACGCAAUUGAAUUUUUAUGCUUCUGUAGUAGUUGGUGCUUUAGAACAUACAUCUGUUGUCGCGGAAUGGCAUAUAAUUACUAUUUUGCCUUCAUUACUGAAAGGUUUACAAUCGGAGGUGCUAGAUUUUGCUUCCGCUGCUUACAUCGUAGCCACACAGUUGGUGGCACGCACCCAGGUGACAUCAAAAUUGUGUAAUGCUCUAGUUGAGCGUGCAGCUGCAGUGACACAUGAGCGUUUACGCCAAACAGCAGUUUUAUUCCUUAUCUUCUUAUUUGACAGUCAAAAACGCGCUAAGCCGCAUUUUACUGAAGCAACGUUACUGAAUUUGGCAACACAAAAUUGGCUCACUGCGAACUUAGCCAAUCUGGCUAAAGAGAAUGUGUAUUUACAUGCACUGUAUGUGGCAUUGCUACAGCAAGCAAUUAGUGUCAUACAAGCAGGUCAUCAAGAAGCAGAUAUAUUAAAGGAAUUUUUGGAACGUCUAUUGUAUGAUGUGCAAAUAAAUGAUGAUUCUUCGAAGGAGAUAAUAAGCGCUUUUCUUAAUUCAUACAAUGAGUUACCACAAUCCUCACCGAAAAAAGGUUUGCAAGACGGUGAUAUGAUUGAACUGAGUUCGGAUGAGGAAAUGGAGGAUGAAAGUAGCAGUUUUAGGGCAUGGUAUUCAGAUUAUUUGCGAAAAUUGGAAAGAAAAUAUCCCGUCGCCUUCGAUCUGACCAUAAAGGACGGCCUUAGCUCAAACUCUCAAGAAUUUGCAAGCAAUCGUGGUGUACUAAAAAUGGCCUUAGGCUUUCGCUUAAAGACAUUUGAUCCAAGCGCUACAGAUAUCUACGAGCAGCUUUACCAUCAUACCGCCAAAAUACGUGCCUUCGCCGUACAGACUUUAUUAGCCAAUUUAAAUGAUUACAGCGCACGUCCACAAAAUAUGCAUUUACUGCGUGAAUGCCUUGCGGAUCGCAUAUCAGACGAUAGUGAAUUGGUCGUCAAAGAGAUUUUAAAACUGCCCACAAGAGAGUUUGUGCAAGUAUUGGGCGCUGAUAAAGUAGCUGCGGCUUUGAUUGGCAUCUUAAACAAAAUUCAACAAGAUUCCCAACAAUGGGCACCACUCACCGCUCUUACAGUACGUCACUUGACGAGUACAGAAAUUUUGGCAAAUUAUGAUACAAAUAUAAUAUUGUUGGCCUUAAUGCCACUGCUAUUUCCGGAUAAUAAUAGCGAAUUCAUAUACAAUGCUAUUGCGGAAAUACUCAAAAGUCCAUUAAAUGCCAAAAUUGGUUUCCUAAAGGAGCUAAAGCUGGUGAGGCAGAGUGCAGAUUUCAAUGCUGUUGAAUUUAAGCAACAAUUCUUUGCCGUCACCUCAGAAUCGAACGCUACACCAAGCGGUUUAAGUCUAUUCCGCAGCGUUGAGUCGCAUGGAGAAGGCUUAUUAAAGAGUGCAUUAAAUUUCUCACACCUCCUACUAUUGGCCACAGCAUGUUUGAAAACUGAAUUAACCGGUGCUGAAGCUGGUUACAUAUUUGCACAAAUACGCACCAAUUAUCGCCGCUUCCGUAUACGUCACUUGGAGAGCAAGGAGCUGAUGGUGAAAGAGCAGUGUAUACCAUUGCAACUCUUCUCCGAUUUCAUCAUUACCUUAGCGCAGCAUACACAUUUUGAGCAUCUCUUCGAAUGGGAGCAAAUACACGAUGACUUACGCACAUUUCUCAGUAUUUUUAAUUUGCUUUCAGAGGAGGGCUUUGGUCUGUGCAACACCGAUCAACAAAUUGAAUGGUUAAAUACGCUGAAAGAAGUCUUCGAUGGUACCUUCGGUAAUGCACAGUUAAAAUUGGAGUUUCUCAGCAACUUUUAUGUCUACGAGAGCAAUGAAGCCGUUGGCAUUGAGUAUCCGCUGUUACGCUUGCGCGCCUUUAAGCUAAUGAAUGCUUUGCUGAAAAAUAAAAAUAAUAAAUUGCAAUUCAACACCUCACAUGUGUUUCGUUUAGCAAGCGCUUUGAAUGCGCCAUCGGAAACCACACGCCUGCAAGCGCUCGAAACGCUCAAAGUGCUAAAGGAAAACACAGCGCUCAGUGCGCAUUUAACGCACUUUGUGGAUAGUAUCUUGGCGCGCAGCUAUGAGUUUAGCAUGGAUCACGAACAAUUUCCACUCAUUUUGUAUACGAUAUUGAAACCGAGUAAUAAAAAACAACAACCACACAGCCUUAAAGUGCUGCGUGAAAUUGUGCAACUAGUUACGGCGCCAGAAGCGCUGCAACAUGCUGGCUUCACUGCGCAGAUACUGAGGACACUGAAACACAUUAGUGGUGCCAGUUUAUUGGGCGAUUUGAUACCGUUGGGCGCAUGUGCUUUGGAGAAAACGCAAAACGAGGACGGUUUACUGAUCCUGCCACAACCCUACAGCACAAUUUUGCAAUUAAUUUGCGAUCGUUUCGAGAGUCAAACGAUUGAAAAUGUUUUGCUAGAUCAACCUGCUGCUUGGCAAUUUGUUGAGAAAAUAUUCGCCGCACACAAGGUCUUCAUACAGCAUGGCAGUAAACUGCGUUCGGUACCAUGUGUUUUACUCGAAGCACUCGACGAGUACUGUUACGAGAAAAUGCCACAAAAUUACAAGAACAAUUUAAUCAAAUUGAUUGUUGCAACAAUAGCCGCAUCCGAUACUGACGCAGUCUUUCUCAGCGCCAAUAAGCUGUUGAAGCGUUGCAGCAUUAAGUGUGCGCCAUUCGUCGAGCUACUAGCGCAAAUGUAUCGUAUUGACGCGGCCACAGCGGCCGCCGUCAGCGCCAAGCGUAAGUCGUUGGCCUCUCCAACAACAACCGCUGGUGGUGCUGGCAAACGCGAUGCGAAGUCGCAAAAUAAUCUAGCAGCACAGGUGACUACUGUUGCCUGGAAGCAAGGUGUGGCACUACUCGAAUUGCUGGAACAUAGAAAACGUCUAGACGAGACCGAACAACUGUUGGCGCCUUUAUUUGAAUUGUUGCGCUUCUGCUUGGAGUUGGAAGAGCAAACCGUGGCCGAGUAUACAAAGCAGUUGACGCUCACCACACUGCUGCACUGCUGUCAGCUCGCACAGAGCGCUGGCAUACAACUAACGCAAGUGCUGCCAAAGUCCACCUUCCGCAUUGAUUUGAUUGUGCAAUGCGUGCGCGGCACACAAAAUCCACAAACGCAGAACAACGCCUUGCUACUGCUGUCCCACUGCGCUGCGAUUUACCCGCAACAAGUGCUGCAUAGCGUUGUUGACGUUUUCACCUUUAUGGGCUCGUCGGUGGUGCGUCACGAUGACGCCUUUAGCUUUCACAUCAUCAGCAAUGUCAUCGAAUCGAUUGUACCCAUACUUGUGCGUUCGCAAUAUGCGGUGAAGGGCGGAGAUAGCAACCCCACUGAGUUGGUCAUACCGGUGCUGAAAGUGUUCUCCGACAUACUGUUGGAUGUGCCGGAGCAUCGACGUUUACCACUCUAUAGUAAAUUGUUGCUGACCCUUGGUGCGGAGCGUUAUUUAGCCAUUUUCUUAUGUAUUGUCUUCGAAGCGCAUGUGUUGGAAGAUGAGAAGCAACGUCUUCUACAACGUAAAAACAAAAAUGAUAAACGCAACAGCACAGCGGCAGCCACGGAGAAGUUUUCGAAGCGUUUUGAAAUUUGUUUAGAACUUACCAAUACUUUCGAGCCACAAACUACAUUGCAGACUUGCAUUGAGCUGCUAAAUUACAUUAAAUCACUGCCGGUCGACAAGCAAGACGAUGCGGCUGGUAAAGGUAAAGUGAAGAAGUCACAAGCAGCAGCAGCAGAUUUAACGGAAGUGUGCCUCUUCGAUGUCAAGUGUCGUACUGCAAAGCAGUUGCGUCAUUACAAAUACACCAUUAUGCAAUUUCUAUCGAGCUUUUCAAAUUCACCUGAGUUUCUACGGAAAAUUGCACUUCUCAGCGAUGCCGAACAGUUGGCUAUUAAACCAUUCUAUCAGAAUUUCAUUAUAAAAACGCUCUCCUAUGUACCAUUGGUAAAUACGGCGAUUGAAAAUACUGAAGAAGCAUCACAAAUUAAAUACUGGAAAGUCAUACUACACCACUUACACGAUGUGUUGGAUAAUGCAAUCUCACUGCUCUCGCCCGACAUGUUCCUCGUCGUCAUACAUGGUCUCAUGCGGCACCAACUCGUUUCCAUACGAAAGAAAGUCAUUGAAUUGCUCAUCAAUAAACUCCAGCAACGCGACAAUUACUUUGAUAAUUGCGAUCCACAAAAUUUCUACAAUCUUCUGCGGCCAUUGAGUGAAAUCACAGCCGACAUACUCGCAAAACACGAGAUACCGGCCACGCCAGGCACUGCAUCACCGUUGUCUAACUCUACUAAUGAGUGGGUUUUCCUACAGCAAACAGCGCUCAUCGCCAUUAAGCUCUUGUCGAAAAUGUUUGCCCUUCAACAUAUCGACGAAUUCAAGGAGAUACUCGCACAUCUCAUCAAGGUAUUGAAACAACGUUCGAAAAUCUCAAAAAUUGUACUGGCCACAGUUGUGUUGACCAUUAUAGAGAUCUCUUCGAAUUUGAAGGCGCAUUCAUUGGCGCUGCUGCCGAAAUAUAUGCCGCAUAUGAUUGAGAUACUGCAGGAUCAAGCGAAGUUGGUGCAGGCGCAACCACCGGAUAAUGUCUGCAUUGCGAUCAUAACAGGCACCCAAAAACUCUUCGAAUCCCUUCCACUGUUUCUCGGUCCUUAUGUGGUCGAUGUCAUAACUGCGUUAAGUACAAUUUCCGCCAACAUAAGUGCUCAACAAAUUGAACGAGAUCAACGCGCCACCACCGCUCUACAUCGCAUCACUACCAUCUGGUUGAAAAUAGCCAGCGACGUGCCGGUGCGCAUACUUGUACCGAGCUGUGAGAAGGCCUAUCACAAGCUAAUGGCUGCCAACAACUACGCCGACAUCGGUGUGCUGAUGCAGCUGCUGCCCGAAUGCAUUAAUAAAACCGCCAGUGCCGAAUUGAGUGCGGUACAAAGUGAAUUGGGCACAUUCUUUUUGCAUGCUUUAGAGUUUCGCCUGCAGGUGCGUGGCAAUUGUGAACAUGAACGUGUGGCCAGCACGGAAAAAGUCAUUAUUGAUGCAGUCGUUACGUGGGUGUUGAAAUUAUCGGAAAGUAGUUUCCGUCCAUAUUACGAAAAGGUCUACGAGUGGGCCAUUAAACAGCGGGCGCAACGUGAAACCAUAUACACCUUCUUUUCGCUCACCAACAAAAUCGCCGAUGCGCUUAAAUCGCUGUUCUUAUUGUUUGCACGUGACGUCAUUGAUGAUGCGGCGACUUUCCUCAAUGAAUACAAUACAACGAAACAAAAUAUUGAUGCCGAUGUCGAGUCACUUACUGCUGAUAUAGUGAAAUCCAUUCUAACCACACUCUACGUACUCUUCCUGCACGACAGUAAGGGUUUCAUGAACAGCCAACGUUUUGAGGUGCUUAUGCAGCCGUUGGUCGAUCAGUUGGAGAAUCGUUUGGUGUUGGAGAGUGAGGAGUUGCAGCAAGCUCUGCAAACUUGUCUCGCUCAACUUGCGGCAGCCGUCUCCAAUGAUAUCAUGUGGAAGCAGUUGAACUAUCAGGUGCUCAUGAAGACGCGCACAAAUGUGCCUGAGGUGCGCAUAUUGUCCUUCAACUGCUGCCUGGAGAUUGCACGAAAAUUGGGUGAAGAUUUUACACCUCUGCUGCCGGAAACUGUACCUUUUGUGGCCGAAUUAUUGGAGGAUGAGAAUCAACGUGUGGAAAAGAAUACACGCAAAGCCGUACAGGAGCUAGAGAAUAUACUUGGGGAAUCGUUGCAGAGUUACUUAUAAGUGUGGACUUAAUUCAGUUUGAUGGAUAACCAAAGUUCGGCAUAAGUAAUUACAAGAAGCGUAAAUAAUAAAAAUUUUUAUUCAAAUAA